AUGCACUUUAUGCACCCGCGCCUCGCGCUGCGUGUGGCCCUCAACGUCUGCCGUGCGACGGACGCAUCGGUCGAGACGCUCGACGUCGUGCGCUACCUCGUCCUCUUGUAUCUGGGCUUGCUCCAAGGCGUGCCGCGGGCAGUGUGCCUGACCCACCCCUUCGUGCCGGAAGGUGUCGGCUCUGACUACUGGGAGUCGUCGCCGCUCUGCCCCGUCGUCGACCGGGUGGUGCGGCAAUUGCCGCAGACGCUUCCAAUGGAGGUUCAAUUGCAUGCCCCCAGCGCGCAUAGCCUCACGACGAUGGCGAUCGUGUGGCAUUUGCUGGCAACAACGGACUCGGUUCUCGACGCCUCGGCCAAUCUCGCGCCGUUCCAGCACCCCCAUACGGCCGUCGCCGCCGUCUACGGGCUCUUGCUCGGCGCGGCGCUAGGGACGUCGGAUCCACGCAUCUACGUGCGCGGCACGAUGGUGCUCGACGAGUUCAUCAUGACGACGCUGCAGUACGCGUGGGUGGCCGCCACGUCGAGCCCCGACGUCACCACGGAGGCGUACCGCACCGUCUGGACGCUGUAUACUUCCACGAUAACGGCUUGCGAGCGCCUCCGUGAGAAAGUGCAGCGCACGCUCUUGGCAGAACCGCCCGGCGACAAGGAGCCGAGAGACGUGUUUGCGACGGCAGCCGCGUUCAAAGACGCAGUGGCGCUCCUCAUGACAGAGAUGGAUGCGCUGCACGCCCGCCUCGUACCCAUGCCGGUCGUGCUGACCGCGCCGUUGCCACCGGUCGCACCAUCGGUCGACGUGGCGGUGACGUUAGACGCACCCGCGGCGAACGACGGGCCCUCCAAGGCACGCGGUCGCUUGCCGCAGCUUGGUCAGCGGCCGACGUCCCUUGGCGUGUCACCUGCCGUCGCGAGAGGCCCAUCGCCUGUCGCUAGAGGCUCGUCGCCGGUCGGCCGAGCCAAGCCACGCAAGCCACGCCAGCGGGUCAAGCUACUGCAGCAGCAGCAAGAAGAAGAGGCGCUCAAAAUGGCUCUUCGCGCGGUCCUUCUCGACCGCUAUGCGGCCCUCCGCGUCUCAAUCAAGGAGCACGUGCAGCGGGUCGUUGAGGGCCCGCUGUUCGCACCGCUCGUCGCCGAGUUUCGGCGCAUGGCGGCUGCUGACGCGUGGGCCACGCGGGUGGUUGCGGCCAAGACCAUCACGGCCAACCUGCAGCGCAGCCACGUGAUCGACACCAAAAUGAUGUCGCAGCUCGGGCCGCUCAACCGGCUUUUCAUGCUCUUCCUCGACAACUCGGAGGCCAUCGAUAGCAUGUACUAG
This is a messenger RNA of Saprolegnia parasitica CBS 223.65, 1317 nucleotides long. RefSeq lists its product as hypothetical. NCBI's taxonomy places the organism in Eukaryota, Oomycota, Saprolegniomycetes, Saprolegniales, Saprolegniaceae. The record is from RefSeq and is a predicted model, not a curated record. The transcript has 10 exons. Bases 1 to 1317 code for a protein of 438 amino acids.